Messenger RNA from Sycon ciliatum, 2490 nucleotides. RefSeq lists its product as uncharacterized. Gene Ontology annotation, cellular component: nucleus. Gene Ontology annotation, biological process: positive regulation of transcription by RNA polymerase II. The coding region runs from base 144 to 2114 and encodes 656 amino acids. Gene Ontology annotation, molecular function: protein binding; transcription cis-regulatory region binding. The record is from RefSeq and is a predicted model, not a curated record. NCBI's taxonomy places the organism in Eukaryota, Metazoa, Porifera, Calcarea, Leucosolenida, Sycettidae. The transcript has 25 exons.
AGCUUUCCUGCAGUCCGACAUAUUCAGGUAUCCAAAUGACAAAAUUAAUGUCCACAUAUUAUAUCCACUCUUGAACUGUGUGGAUACCGUAGUACUCGAGAGGCUUUGGUUUACUUCUUCAUGGUGUCUGAAUAGUAUGAACCAUGGGUAAGAAGGAGGAAAAACAGCUGCUGGACAUCGUUGGCACGGGCCCUGGUGCUGGUGACAAGGAAAAGUUGCUGCGCCUGUUCUACCCGAAGCAGAGAGUGUCACAGGCUGCGUCAGCCCUCGAACGAGAGGACGUGAAGAACCUGCGACUGACUAUUGACAUCUCCCAUGUGAUCGACGUCAACCUGGUGCGUGCAGAAUGCGGCAGCACGCCUCUCAUCCUGUCCUGCUUGAACGGCCAUCAUGAUCUUGCUCUGCUGCUCAUCCAGCACGGUGCUGAUGUAAACAGGGAGGACUUGAGCGGCAACACCGCACUGCACUGGGCAGCAUUCCAUGACAGGCAGGAUUUUGUUGACACGCUAAUCAAGGGCAAAGUCAAGCCCAACAUUGCCAACAGGGACGGGGAGACACCGCUUCACUUCAUUGUGAAGAAAAUGCAAGUUGGCCAGCCACUGACCAUGGUGAGACUCCUGCAGGGCGGUGCAAAUGCUGGUAGCAAGAACUCAUCUGGAGAUACACCUCUGACCCUGGCAGCUCGUCUCAACAAAAUUGAUGCUGUGUCUCUGCUUGUGGACUCCUGCCGUCAGCUGGCGCAGGAUGCGAGGCCCCUCAUUGAAGCAGCACGAACAGGUCGGCUUGAGUUGAGCGAAGUCUUGCUGGACUGUGGACUGGACCCUAAUGGAAUGGACAAAAACACAGGAAGCCGACCGCUGCACGAAGCCGUCCAGUUCUGCCGUCCCAAGAUCUGCAAGCUACUGCUCGAGUUUGGAGCAGACAGUAUGAUGAAGGAUUCCAAGGGAAACACAGCCGAAAGUCUGGCCAGAAUGCUACCGGGCAAUCGUGGACCAGAGUACUUGAGAAUAUUUGACAAGGGUCGAUUGUUGGAACCUCGCACACCGAGGGUGGAGAAGGACCGUGUAUCGAAAAUCAAGGAGGCAAAGGAGAAGGAAGUGACAGAAAAUCUUCCUCGGAUGGCCAUGUUCACCCAGUGGACUCGUAAUGUCAGACCGUACAGGAGUCGCUCGGACCCUAUGGCCGUCGUCUUCAACUUGUUUGAUGGUAAUGCCAGGACACGCUACGUCAUACCUCGUGGGCGCAACAACUGGGUGACUUUUGACUUUGGCUCAAAAUUCAUUCUGAAUGGAGUUGAAGUCAAAGGAUGGAACAGUGAUGAAACCGUAAAGAACUUUCAAAUCCAACAUGGUCCCUCGGCAGAAGGACCAUGGCAUCUAGCUAGAGCUUUCCGUGCCACCAGAUCAGAUGAGACGCAGGUCUUCCAGAACUUUGUGUCCGUCAGUCAGUUUGUCAAGUUUGUAAUUAUAGACAACUAUUCUGAGGAUGUGGAGUGCAAGACCAGCUUCAUCAGCCUUUCAUUCUUUGGUCUUGAUGCUGAAUUCAAGACACUUUUCGGUAACAUUGGCUUGACAAAGUAUGACCAAGACUUCAUUGCCGCUGGUUACAGCACUAUUGCGUCGCUCAUUUUCCUGGCACCAGGUGACAUUCAAGAAAUUAUUCAGAAUGACAAGCAUUCCAAGCUAUUGAUUGACACCCUCAAGAAUUUGAGAUCCACAUAUCAAUACGGCAAGAAUAUCAACAUGUGGUGGAAGAACCAGCCAGUUAGCAAAUGUACAGCUGGCCAAGUGAUUCCCCCGUUUUCUCUAUUCGUGGACUCGGGUGUAGAGCAAAUAUUUUCACUAGGUGUUGAAGGAGGCGCUACACUGUCCGGCGAGACAUGUGUGAUGAGCAGAUGCAAUACGUACGACAGGAGCAAAGCCGCAGUGGUCACCUUCAAGGGCAUCGCACUGAAUCCUCCCGGUGUGUAUCGCCUAGUGGUCAAUGAUCCUAAAGCCAAAUCAACCUCCCUAUAUGCCUACAGGACAAUUGAAGUUGGCGAUAGUGAGAGGCAGAUCGACGUUGAUAAGGUCUUCAAGGACAUGUCCUCCCAGCUCGCUUUCACCCAGGAAUAAAGCCAAGGCACGCACAGCGCACGCAUGCGUUGCACCCAAGCGCUGCUUCGCAUGUAGUCGUCGUCUGUACAAAGUUAUUUUUUACGCUUCUCCAUUUUGUUUGCCCCUGCCCCUCAUUGCUGAACAGGGAACUAUUCUGUUCUUUCAAUCCGCGUACCUACAUAGUUUCAUGAUAUGUAGGCCAUGACUAUCAAGACACUCUCUUGAAGAUUCUGUUUUUAUUAAUGCAUCACCUAUUUAUUUAAGAACAAAGUACUCAUUUAGAAACAUUCCAUGCUGUGCCCUAAAAUAUUUAUGCCCGAUUCUAACCCAUUCCUAAAGUUUGCAUGAAAAAUUAUUAAAGUGCCCAUUUUCAUCAGUAUUUUGCCUUUUUUCA